UCCUCUUCCUUUAACCCGGUGAGCCGGGAUUGUGGGAAGAAGACUGAGGACCGCGGAGUUUGAGCUUGGGGUCCGUGGCUGUUGGAAGAUGGACCAUCCGGGGCAGGAGCGGGGCCCGAUGUUUGCCUUCGCGGCUCUGGCCCUGGUUCUGCUGGGCGGGCCCUGGGCCACUGCCCUGGACAACGGGCUGGCCUUGACCCCGACCAUGGGCUGGCUGCACUGGGAGCGCUUCACGUGCAACGUGGACUGCAUCGAGGAUCCGGAGAACUGCAUUAGUGAAGGACUUUUUAUGCAGAUGGCCGACAUCAUGGUAUCAGAAGGCUGGAAGGAUGCGGGCUAUGAGUACGUCUGCAUUGAUGACUGUUGGUUGGCCUCCAAACGAAAUAAGAAUGGCUCCCUCCAGGCAGACCCCAAACGCUUCCCUAGUGGAAUCCGGCAUUUGGCAGAUUAUGUACACUCCAGGGGGCUGAAGUUAGGCAUUUAUCAAGAUGUGGGAACUCUUACCUGUGCUGGAUACCCGGGCAGCUUUGGCUACUACGAUAUCGAUGCCCAAACCUUCGCUGACUGGGGAGUGGACCUGCUCAAAUUUGAUGGAUGUAACUUUAAAGAUGUAGAAAGUUUGGUAGAAGGCUAUAAGUCCAUGUCCUCUGCCCUCAACAAAACUGGCAGAAGCAUCCUGUAUUCCUGUGAGUGGCCUCUGUAUUUAAGACCCUUCCAGGAGCCCAAUUACACAGAAAUCCGGCAGUAUUGCAAUCACUGGAGGAACUAUGGCGAUAUCUUUGACUCUUGGAAUAGUGUGAAGACUAUUUUGGCCUGGACUGCAUCUAAACAGGAGAGCCUCGUUCCUGCUGCUGGACCAGGGGGCUGGAAUGAUCCUGACAUGCUAGUGAUUGGCAACUUUGGACUCAGCUGGGAUCAACAAGUGACUCAGAUGGCACUGUGGGCUAUCAUGGCAGCUCCACUCUUCAUGUCUAAUGACUUACGCCACAUUAGCCCCCAAUCCAAGAACCUGCUCCAGAACAAAGAUGUCAUUGCAAUCAACCAGGAUCCUUUGGGCAAGCAGGGCUACCAGCUCAGGAAGGACAAGGACUUCGAAGUGUGGGAACGACCCCUAUCAAAUUUAGCCUGGGCCGUGGCUGUGCUAAACCAGAAAGAGAUAGGAGGUCCUCAGAAUUACGCCUUUUCCACUUCUGCCCUGGGCCACGGACUAGGGUGUUCCCCUGCUUGCUAUAUCACCCAGAUCCUCCCAGUUAAAGAAGAUCUGGGACUUUAUACAUGGAUUUCUCAGUUGAAGGUUCGGGUGAACCCCACAGGCACUGUCUUGUUGAAGCUCCAGACUUAUCAGCAACAGGAAUAUUCCAGCCAUACCUCCCCAGAUGAUCUUGUUUCCAGUAACAGCACCUAUGACUAUUAUGACUACUACAACAAUGCUACCUCUGAUGACAUCAUUUCUGUGACUGUCUUAGAUACCUUAUAAUUUAUAAUUUGUAAAUGUUCUAAGUGCAUGUGCUCUGGAUUUGUACCUUUUUGGCAACACAAUCAAGUAUGGAUCCCUUUUGUCUGCUGCUAGGAAUUAAACUAUUUCUUUAA
Monodelphis domestica (gray short-tailed opossum) is the source of this 1590-nucleotide messenger RNA. It is a transcript of the gene GLA, whose product is annotated as galactosidase alpha. Gene Ontology annotation, molecular function: alpha-galactosidase activity. NCBI's taxonomy places the organism in Eukaryota, Metazoa, Chordata, Mammalia, Didelphimorphia, Didelphidae. Gene Ontology annotation, biological process: glycoside catabolic process; oligosaccharide metabolic process. The record is from RefSeq and is a predicted model, not a curated record. Gene Ontology annotation, cellular component: cytoplasm.